AAACAAGAACAACACGCCAUACCAAACACACGCAAGAAAAUUUAAAAAAAUAAAACAAAGAUCGAUCGAGAAUGAGAAUUCGAAUUCCUCAGAGCUCUUUUCUUCUUCUUCUUCUUCUUCUCCUGGUUUGCUUCUUCAACAAUGGCGUCCAAGCCCAGAAUCUAAUCAACAAGACAUGCAAGAUUGCGGCGAAAGGCGACACGAACAUAAAGUACGACUUCUGCGUCACUUCCCUGCAAGCUGCUCCGGCCAGCCAAUGCGCCGCGCUCCGCGGCCUAGGAAUGAUCAACAUCAGACUCAUCCGCUACAACGUUACUGAUACGAGGUGCCGCAUAAAACAGCUGCUGAGGGAAAAGAAAGCGGCGCAGGAUCCGUACGUGAAGGGGUGCUUGGGUGAUUGCCUGGAGUUGUACUCCGACGCCAUUCCCAACAUCAAACAGGUUAUGAGGGAUUACAAUGCCAAGAAGUUCUUCGAGGCCAACAUCAAGGUUUCGGCCAUCAUGGACGCCGCCACCACGUGCGAGGACGCGUUCAAGGAGAAGAAGGGCGUGGGUUCGCCGUUAACCAAGAGGAACGACGACGUUGUUAGCUUGUCUGCCAUGCUUCUUUCUCUUAUGGAUAUGAUUCAAGCAGGAUCCGCAGUUUAAUUUAAUCAGAGUAUAUAUAUAUAUAUAUAUAUAUAUAUAUAGUAUAUGUUCACCUUUUUUCUUGUUCACUGUAGUAGUAUUAAUGUUUACCUAUAUAUAUUAUGCAAAAAUGUUACAGGGGAGUUUGUUAACCAACUUAGAUCAAUUAAGUUUUAUUACACCUUUCAAAUCCAAGUAAGCCAUAUAGUGAGA
Ipomoea nil (Japanese morning glory) is the source of this 839-nucleotide messenger RNA. RefSeq names its product putative invertase inhibitor. The transcript has a single exon. The record is from RefSeq and is a predicted model, not a curated record. Gene Ontology annotation, molecular function: enzyme inhibitor activity. NCBI's taxonomy places the organism in Eukaryota, Viridiplantae, Streptophyta, Magnoliopsida, Solanales, Convolvulaceae. Bases 72 to 647 code for a protein of 191 amino acids.